This is a messenger RNA of Colletotrichum lupini, 537 nucleotides long. RefSeq lists its product as uncharacterized. The coding region runs from base 1 to 537 and encodes 178 amino acids. The transcript has 2 exons. The record is from RefSeq and is a predicted model, not a curated record. Lineage: Eukaryota; Fungi; Ascomycota; Sordariomycetes; Glomerellales; Glomerellaceae.
AUGUCAGGUAUCAGUCCUCCCAAGGGAUAUGUUGAAGUGAUUUGGAAAAUCAACAAACCGGGUCUUUUGAAUAGUCAACAUCCUCUUGAUUUACUCAAAGCUCACUGGAAGACAGCACUCUUGAAUCAAAGUCAAGUGCGAUCUCUUCUCAUCAGGUCUCAUUUGCACAAAACAACCAAAGCCGGCUUUCGGUCAAGUGGUAAGCCUGCUUACAGAACGGAUAGAUGGCAUGUGACCACGUCGUACAAGGUAAAUGAUACAAUGUUUCGCACAGCACAUGGGUACACCACUGGCGAACAUAACUUCAAUCCAAACUCCUUAACCCUGGCAAACCGACGACCACAGCUGGUUGGCUACAUAGGCAGCGAUGGCACACAACCUUGGCCAUCCGAAGAUCUAAAUCCCAAGAAGCACAGGAAAGAAUGGUAUUCUGAAGCAGAACUGCACAGACUAGUCAGAGAUGGCAAAGAGAAGUUUCAACCGACGCCAAUAUCUUCAGAUCGCUUUGCUGAAAUUCUGAGAGCAGUCGCGGUCUAG